UAGUCGCACACUCUUCAGGCACCAUUAAUUAUUAGUGUAUUACGGAUAUCUGUAUCCAAGAAACAGCAAUUACUGUAAUUGAAUAUAAAUAAUAAAUUGCUGUGGAAUCGGAGCCAGGUUUGGUUAAUUUAAUAACGUUUACAUUAAAUGAGACAUCAAAAUAAAAUGUGCGCCAUUCGUUAUAACUAAGCAUCACAUUUGCAAACGCAGUUGAGGAAAGAAGUGUAGGUUAAUUACAGCUUUUGAGACCACUGUUUUACAUUACUGUAUGCAGUGUUCAGUCUAUAUUAAAACAUGGUCUGUGGGCUAAAUAUUGCUGUGCAGCUUUUCAGAAAAGGGAAUGCAUAGAGAUAAGAUGGCUGAUUUAUAACCAGCAACGAAUAGUCAACAUCGGUGGCUGUGGAAAGUUUACGUGUUAGUCAAGUCAAUAUAGCAAACAAAAGAAUGUUGCCAUGGCAAACAACACAAAAGUAAAAGAAAACAGGAACAAAUAAAUCAACUAGAAAGGGAUCCCGGGUGCGUUAUGUAAUGGGAAAGGAAUCUCAGAUAGAAUGGGUUGUUAAUGUGUUUUAUCAGGGCGGAUAAGUGCAAACAUUCAUAGAAGACAGCUGUGUGCCAAAUGUGAAGAUUGACAUAACCAAGGAAACGCAAAAAAAAAACACAUUUCCGUGUGAUAUUUUAUGAUGAUAAAUUGGUAUGUACUUGAUAGCACCGUCUGAAAUAUCCUAGAGUUAACAGCAUGUUCUGCCAAAACUAAGACAAACACAUUACAGAAUUGCUCUUCACCCAUUUGCCUUGUGAUCCAUAUAGGAAGGUCUGUAACCCAACUGUCGGAUUGUCUACGAAAUAUUGGUAGAGGUAAGUAUUUAAUCCGAACACAGUAUACUAUUGCAAUCUCUGCGCACUUCAAACUCUGCCGACUCCACCCUUCUUUAUCGAAACAACCCGCGCGCGCUACUUCUGCAAAGCCGACCAAACCCUGCCUGCUGUGUCAACGCAAGGCAUAAGGUAGUGACGAUGUAUUGAGUCUUCAGUGUAAAUACUUGUCACAAAAAUGGAGGAAUACAAAAAUCUGCCUCUUGAGGAAUGGGAUGAAGUGCAUGUGAGCUCCUGGUUGAAGUCUUUAGGAGUUAAAGAUCAGUACAUACAGAAACUUCAUGAAGAAGAAGUAACGGGUCCAGUUCUGAAAGAGCUACGAGAACAAUAUCUAAGUGAAAAGAUUGGAAUGAAAGGAGGCCAAAGCCAACUUAUUCUGAGUAAAAGAAAUGAACUGUUAAAAUCUAAGACAAACCCCAAAAAACGAAAUGAAGAGCAGACAGUUUUGCAGAAGGCAGAUUCAAAGGACUCUGCUGUUGAAAAUCCAAAGACGCGAGCAGGAAAUAAACCAGACCCUGUUAAAGAGAGCACUGCAGAAAAAGUGAAAACUGACAAAGCUUUAUCCGAGGCAAAAUCACGGCCAUUUGAUACAGAGGCAAUAGACUUUAAAUAUGUAAGGAACACAGUUCUUCAGCCAGAAACAGGCAUCAUAAAUCUAAUCGAUCCCUGUCAUGAGUAUAAAUCUUUUGCCACAGCAGCAGGGUUAGAGCGAACACGCUUGCAAGCAAAAUUUGCAAGAGAGGUUAUCAAAUUUGGUUCUGGCUGCUUAAAUGUUCGUACAAAUGGCACAAUACACUUUGGUGUCAUGGACAGCGUGGAAAAUACUGGUUAUUCACAUGGAGAAAUAAUUGGUGUACCUGUGAAUGACAAAGACAUCUAUGUCGAUGCAUUAGAUCACAUAGAGAAGUGUUUUACUAAUUCUUCUCAAAUGGAAGCUGUUCGGCACUGUAUACGGCCUCCAAGGUUUGUUGAAGUAAUAGACAAGGACAGCAGAGUGAAUCAUUGUGUAAUUGAAGUAGACAUUGUACCCACAGCAAAGAUAGUGAGUGGAAAAUUAUUCACAGUUCGUCUGCCUAAAUUUAAUGAAAAAUCAAAUAAGGUUGAAUUUGAAAAGAGGACAACCUAUCGCAGAGUAGGGGCCAAGACAGAACCAAUCAGUGAAGAUGAUCAGGUUGAUUUUAUUCUUGGCAUGCAAGAAAGGGACAAGAGAAGGGAAGAAGCAGAAUCCACACGACAUGAAAACCCUUCUGACACUUAUGAAGACCUGGGAAGAAAGCUGUCAGUCCUUUUAACUUGUGGGAAGAAAUAUAUAGAUGAUUCUCUGUGGUACAUUAUUGUUACAAACAAAUGUGAACAUGAGAAUCUGAAGUAUAUCAACUUCUUACUACACAUGAAUAUCUUCUGUGUAUUUGAUUUUGACCCAGAUUCUAAAUCAUCAGGGUUGUGCAGUCAAUACCAGGAGCACCAUGCAACGAAUCUUCACUUCCUGCAAAACUACGCAAAUGAAAGUGGGAUGAGCACCAGUGACUUCAUAAAGGAUUUGCAGCUGUUUGAUCAAACCAGCUGGAUAUUCUGCAAUGGGCGCAGUGAUUACCUUGGUGAUGAAAAUUCCUGUGAUGAAAAGACAUGGAUCAAAACCAAGAAAAAACAACUAAAAAAGGCAAUAUCAAUGAUUUGCAAUGAAAUUCUUCCAAAGGGCUCGUUUGUUGUACUUUUUGUUUUGAUGUCCCCUGUUGAACAGCCACUUGUUGAUACUUUCCAUGAAUUCUAUGCUGAAAUGAACGGACAUGAAGAUAUUGUUUGCAUUUCAGAAUCUAAAGAAAACUAUACCAAGUGGGCAAACGUUGCUCAGGUUUCUUGCAGCCUUGAAACAUUGAAUCAGAUGAGCGUUGUUGGAAUGAAAAUGAGCCACAUAGAUGCUACAGUUCAAAGCAUACAACUUUGUACAACACAGUCUACCAAGCAUUUGCCUGUCUUUAACAAGGGGCUGUGUUUACUCAAAACUGUUGAGGAAGAAAGACUGUUGUCCCUGGAAGUUCUGAGUGUUUAUCAAUGCGACGAUACCAACACUGAUUUCAUUGAUCAAGAACAAGUCAACAAUAUUGAAAGAUAUUUUUACCAAGGAGGAAAAGUAAGCUGGAUGAAUUUUUGGCUUGCAGACAAACAAUUAUGUGGAGAUGUUAUUCAACGUGAAGCAUACAGAGAUGUAGCUACAAUUCUAGAUGACAUUUUAAAACGGAACGUGCUAAACAAAACUGUAGCAAGAAUUAACAUAUACCAUCAUCCAGGCAGUGGUGGAAGUACUGUUGCACGACAGCUCCUUUGGAACUUCAGAAGGGAUCUGAGAUGCUCAGUUGUGAAACCUUCAUAUUCUGUUACAACUGUCUGUGAGCAUGCCGUCUGGUUGCGAGAAUAUGAGGAAAAAGACAGAAAUAACUGUCUUCCAGUUCUCUUGCUGGUGGAAGACUGUGAUGAAGAAUACCUUGAUGAGCUGAGGCACGAAUUAGGAAAUGCCAUUGCCUCUAUGAAGAUCACUCCAUCAACAUUAUGCUUUAUUCUGUUGAGCUGCAAAAGAUCUCAUGAUCCUGAAAAGAUGUGCAGAGCCUUACCAUUACAAACAGUUGCUGUUACACACAAAUUGACUGAGGAGGAAAAGAGAUUGUUCUCUAGAAAACGUGAGAAACUUCAACAACAAUUCCAACCCGAGUUCAUCUUGACCUUUGUUUUGAUGAGUGAGGAAUUUGAGGAACAGUACAUAAAAGACUUUGUGGAACAUUUGUUACAAGGUAUUGAUCAUUCAUCUGUUGAAACUCGUCUAAUCAGGUAUGUUGCAUUACUCAACUGCUACGUGCAGAACUCCUACAUCUCAGUAUCCCACUGUGAAGCUUUUUUGGGGUUAGGAGUCCAGAUGGAUAGAUUCCGUCACUAUAACUUUGACAGGUCAUUAAGUGAACGAGCAAGACUUGUGUUCACACAUCUAAGAGAGAGUACAACAUACAUCUCUUCUAUACGUAUAAUUCAUCCCUUAGUUGCAAAGGAAAUUUUGCAUCAACUGUCAGGUAACCAGCUACAGAGUAUAAUCGCAAUGGAUCUACUUCAAGAAAAGGUGCUUUUUGAUCACAGAUUUGGACGCGAUGAGUACCUAAAAUUGAUAAGGGAUUUGUUCAUUAGACGCUACAAAAUAAGUAAGGGAGACAACAUUGACAGCUUCUUUUCUCCUCUUAUUGAGCACGUAUGUACAAGAGAGAAAAACCCAGCUAAGGCCAUGGAUCUUUUAAAAACUGCUUACACAUGUUUUGGUAAGGAUCCUUUCUUUGCACAACAGCUUGCCAGGCUGUAUUACACCUAUGAAAUGUUUGAGGAUGCCAAACAUUGGGCAGAAGUAGCAAAAUCACACCUGCCACAUAACUCCUUCAUUCUCGACACAGAAGGUCAAGUGUAUUGGAAGUGGUUUAAUUUUAAAUACGAUUUGCUGGAUGAAGAGGAUUGGACGGCUGAAACUGUAACUGAAAUAAUUGGAAUUGCACUGAAAGCUAUUGAGUGCUUCCGAGCAUCUGAGAAGGCAGCAAAGUCAGAAACAGUUUCCAUGAACAAUUCUGGCUAUUUUGGGGAAGUAGACGUUGGAUGUCGGUUGCUGAAGCUCAUUUCGUUAGUGAAUGUAUUUGCAAAUAAAAACGAACCUUCAAAACUGAUGCAGUACCUGCUCACAGAUCACAUUCCAGAAGAAGUAAAAAGGCCCUGGCACAAUUUUCACAGCCGUUUAAAAGGCCUACAGAAGGGCAUUUACGAAGCUCUUGAAUGGAUUUCCGAAGAUUUAAGUUACUUUCAGACUGAAAAAAAUGAAGAGGAAGGGCGCAGUAGUAAAGAGUUGGAACAAGUAUACAACCCCAGAAAAUGGCUGUUGAGAAAAACCUCUGUCUAUGCACGUUUUUUUAGUGAUGCUUCUUUCAACCCAAGUUGCCAAACAGUUUCAAAAAGCACUGAUUCUUUAACUCCACUCACAAGGCGAAUGAAUAUUUACCGUCUCGGUGGGGGCAAUGUAACUGCCAUACUUUCCUUACUAUCUGACCAGAAAACUGAAAGGUCAGGCAGAAAACUGGAACAAAUAAUAAGCAUGCAUCCUGAGGACCCACAAAGGGAAAAGUUAGAUCACAUAGAUCUGGUGAACUACAUAUUCUGUCAGAUUGCACUAGGAUGUGCUUUACCUCGUUCUCAAAAGCUUGUUACUCUACAGAAACUAAGAGAACUUAGUUUGCGGUUUCAUAAAGAGAGAAACAACACAUCUCCUCCCAGUGCUUUCUUCUUGCUCUCUUUGUUGUAUUGGCCUGAAGAAUCAGAAGACAGAGAACCUAAUCAACAAAAAAACAAUAUCCUGAUGUCAGCAAUCGAUGCCUUGAAGAGACACUACGAUAUCAAAAUAAAAAAUGUGCCUUCUAGAAAAAAGCGAAUCUUCACUCACUUUUACUUAGGACAGGGAAAAGGUCUUGACAGGUUCAUUCACAGAAGCAAGCUUGAAAAAUUCCUCAAUGGCACUCUAAAUGAAAGGAGAUUGAAGUGGCUCAGUGGUGAAGUUUGGGCAACACCAGAAAUUGCCCAGCUGUUGAAACGUGUUGAAGGAUGGACAGAGAAUGGCAGUGUAUUUGUACGGGGCACCUCCAAGGGCAGCAAGAUCAGAGUUCUUCCGUUGUAUUCUGCCUCCAGGCCUAAUGCCAAUGAAAAUGUAACAUUUUACUUGGGCUUUUCUUUUGAUGGUCCAGUUGCUUAUGACAUUCAAGUUCACUAAAACUGUCCUUGCUUUUCUUUGUGCAAAUUAGUUAUUUGCUAAAGGCUUUUAAAAGGAAAGACUGUAACUGACCAAAUAUAAACAAAUGUGUUACACCAUAUUAGGUUCAAGGAAUGCCUGUAUUUUUAUUAUUUCUUAGUUUGUCUUAAAUACUCUGUCUAGCACAGGCCAUGAACGUCAAGAUUAAAUGUAGGCUGUAUAGUCCUUAUUUUUGUUAUUAAGCAUGUGAUUAAUAUACUGUAUAGAUAAGAAAUAUAUUUAACCUUUGGUUUGGUCCUUAAAUCAAAACAUGUUUUAAAUAUAAUAAUUCAAUGAAUACACUUAACAUUUACUAUUAGCAUGAGACAGUCUUGUGGCUCUAAAUACAAGUUACUGUAUUUUCAUUAAGCACUUAAAUAAAGAUUGUGAUGCCAAAUCCACA
This is a messenger RNA of Acipenser ruthenus (sterlet), 6080 nucleotides long. RefSeq names its product sterile alpha motif domain-containing protein 9-like. The record is from RefSeq and is a predicted model, not a curated record. NCBI's taxonomy places the organism in Eukaryota, Metazoa, Chordata, Actinopteri, Acipenseriformes, Acipenseridae. Bases 1055 to 5659 code for a protein of 1534 amino acids. Gene Ontology annotation, cellular component: cytoplasm. Gene Ontology annotation, molecular function: protein binding. The transcript has 3 exons.